GCAGCUGAUUGCAAUGCCGUUCUUAAAGCUCUACAGCCCAUUUUUCAGGAGCAGGGAAUGACAGAAACAGUUCAUAACUGGGAAGACCAUGGUUAUUUAGCAACCUACAUCAAAAAAAAUGGCAGUUUUGCCAAUUUGAGAAUUCACCCUCAUGGACUAGUGUUGGUGGAUCUGCAGAGCUGCAAUGAUCAUAUGAAAGGAAGAGAGGAAACCGAUCAGCUUCUAAACAAAGUAGAAGAAAGAAUGAAAGAAUUGUUUCAUGGUAAUAUAAAAAGGGUGAAGCGAUUGCCAACCAUUUUGAGAGGAGGCGUCAUUGAUAGAUACUGGCCCACAGCAGAUGGGCGCUUGGUAGAGUAUGACAUAGAUGAAGUUGUUUAUGAUGAAGAUUCACCAUAUCAGAAUAUUAAAAUUCUGCAUUCAAAACAGUUUGGGAAUAUUCUUAUCCUCAGUGGGGAUGUUAAUCUGGCAGAGAGUGACCUGGCAUAUACUCGAGCCAUAAUGGGCAGCGGAAAAGAAGACUACACUGGCAAAGAAGUGCUAAUCCUAGGAGGUGGUGAUGGGGGUAUACUAUAUGAGAUAGUCAAACUGAAGCCAAAGAUGGUCACUAUGGUAGAGAUUGACCAAAUGGUGAUUGACGGGUGUAAAAAAUACAUGCGUAAAACAUGUGGAGAUGUCUUGGACAAUCUGAAAGGAGAAUGCUAUCAGGUUCUAAUUGAAGACUGUAUUCCCGUACUGAAGAGAUAUGCCAAAGAAGGAAGGAUGUUUGAUUAUGUAAUUAAUGAUCUGACAGCUGUUCCAAUAUCUACAUCUCCAGAAGAAGAUUCCACAUGGGAGUUUCUGCGGUUGAUUCUUGACCUCUCAAUGAAAGUCUUGAAACAAGAUGGAAAAUAUUUCACACAGGGAAACUGUAUCAAUCUGACCGAUGCCUUGACUCUGUAUGAAGAACAGCUCAGCAGGCUUUAUUGUCCUGUGGAAUUUUCAAAAGAAAUUGUAUGCGUUCCCUCCUACAUGGAAUUAUGGGUGUUCUACAGUAUUUGGAAGAAACAAACGGAAGUCUGAACAUCGAGAUUUUUCAAGAUUAUCCUAAGCAUACAUGCUGCAUGGAGCAUAUAGGCCUGCCACGUGCUGCAUAUUGGCAUCUUGAACCUUUAAAUUAUAUGCUGUAGAUGAUCCUGAAACUUAGUCAUGCUAUUGAUUGUGAAUUCUUUAAAUGUUUUUUAUUAUUAUUUUAAUUUAAAAGCAAAUGGAAAAUGUAUAUUUUGAUGAGCUGGGGUGUUAUUUUUGAAAGUCAACUUAAAGAUGAAUAAGCAGCAAAACUAUGUAGCUGCUGAAUGCACUGAACCUUUAGAAUGUGAUCCUUUUUAUUUUUUGUAGAUCUUCACAAACUGAUUGAUUAAAAAAGACAUCUUUAGCAUUUCAUCCCUGAGGGUGGUCCAUGGAGUUUUUGUUUUUUGUUUUGUUUUCCCAUCAAAUUUUUAUCUAUGGUGCUUUUCGAGGCUAGAGGAGUGGUUUUUUUUGUUAUGAUUUUUAAAUGAACGCUGCAGUGCUUCCACAGAGAGAAGGGCGGCAAAAGUUUAAAAAAAAAAAAAGGGGGGGGGGAGGGGGAAUCUUGUGAAAGGAUACCCCAAAUCCUUCAUUAAAAAGGGAAGAAAGCUAAUCUUAAAUUUCGUUGAUUUAUUCUAGUGUCAUUCAUCAUAUUGCUGUAAUCUCUUCUGCAGAAGAAGAAUCUUUGAUCUUUUGCUUCAUGGUGUUCUUUAGCAGCCAUACUGAUAUUUGGAUUUUAAUAUGGAUUUAACAGUAGGUUAUAGAGCCACUUUGAAAUCUAUGAACGUGACAAUUAAUACUGAUUUUUCCAUCCCACCACAACGCAAAAAACUGAGUGUAAUGAGGUCCCUGUGGUCAUACAUUCCUCAGCCUUAUGGGAAGCACUGGGUUCUUGAAGAACAAAAAGUCCCUUAGGAGGGAAAAGAAAAGUGGAUGUGAUCUAGAUUCAUGUGCACCAGUAUUUCUUGAAUGAUUUGGAGCAAAUACGUUUACUUCAGUAGAGUAAGUCCUGGCUGAAUUGCUGCAAACUGACCAUGUUGUGUGGGGCGCUUGCUCAAUUAGAUUCACGUUAAAACUCACUGGAAGAUAGGUUACAUUGUUGUUUUAGUUCUGAAAGAUAAAACGUUUUUCUUCAACUGUUUUUCAUGUCUGAAAAGUUAUAUUUUUGUAAAAAUGUGCUGUUUGCUAACUAAAACUUUGCUUUAAGGGUUUGAGAGAUCCCACUUGAAAGAACGCAGGAAGAAUAUAACCUGUACAUUUCCAAGAUAGAAUAAAAUUUCCCUAAACACUAAUCCUGAACCAAAAUGAUACUAUCAAUGAAAACAAACAAAACCACACACCCAAGAUCUGUGUUGUUAAACAGUCAAUAAAGAACUAUUUUACUUUUUCCCACAUAAAAACUGAUGCUGAAAUCGGAGUAGCGUGUUUAGAAUUCCAGAGUGAUAUUGGAAAACUUGCAAAAAUUGCCCUACGUUUGGUGUCUCGUUAUUUUUGCGUGUACAGUUGUGCUGUUAAACUGCUUUCAGUUUGGAGCAUCAGGAGAAAUACUCUUCAUUCUUACUGUUUUAAAUGAUUGCAGUCAGUGCUAAUUCUUCAGUAUACAUUAGGCACAGUUGUUUCAUGGCCUACAGCCUGUAUAUCCGUAACUACUUCAAAGAGCAGAGCCUCCCUCUUGAACAAGAGAAUAGUCUUGCGUUUCCCCAAGUGUUUUAGCUGUUGUAUCCAUUCCAGAAAAUGCCUUGAGACUAUUGCCUAUGGCCUAGUAGUAACCGCUAAUGUAUGAUAUGGGACUGCGAUCAGUAUAUUGUGUAGGGUGCAAAUUAAUGCACAUGUCCUGUAGACAGUUGUGUGUAUCCUUAACUUUGCGUGCAUGAAUAUUCCCGUUAAUUCCGUAUGUGAUUACUCAUAUAGGUGGUAUUAAGCACACAGGUGUUCACUAGGACAGGGCUUACAGGAUAUGCUUUCCUGAGUGAGCUUGAUAGAUAGAAAUCAGGUACAACAAUGGGUGGGUGGUAGAUUUUUUUUGAUAUAUUUUUUUUGUUUGUUCAUUUUUGGAAACUUAUGAACUGGAAGGUGAUUAAUACAGUUGCUGGCUUGCUGUACCAAGGCUAGCGCUUUUCUUUGGCUUAGAUGCACAAAGCUGCCUAAACACAAAGAUUUUGGGGAUAGGGGGAUGUUCUGUAUCAGUUCCUUGAAUGACCAGAGGACCCAAAACUUGGUGGAUUAGGUUGUUGGUAGGUGGAGGGCAGCAGUGCUUGGAAUUUUUUUCUUUUCAUUUGUUACAGUGUGAAGAUUUACUGAGAAAUUACUUUUUUCUUUUCUUCAGACCUUUUAAUAUAGUUUCUUUUAAAUUGAUAGAUGUAGUAUAAAGCAAUUCAGCAAACACUGAAUAUUGCUAUCCUAUUUUUUUAAGUUGCUGAACUGAUUCUGAGGAAAUACAUAUGCAUUGUUAGUUUUUAUUUAUUUGUUGCUGUAGAGAAAAUUAAAAAUAAAAUUUUGUGAUAGAUUUUUCAAAAGCAAACUACGAUAGCUGAUAGCAGUUUUUCAUGUUUAAGGCCAGUUGGGAAAUAGCUAUGAUUGCCGCACUGUGUAUGCAAACAAUUCCCAAGAAGUGAUUGACGUGACUUUUUUUUUUAAAUUAUUCUUUGCACUAAAUGCUGCUUCCACCUAGAAAUGUGAUUUAAAAUUUAAAAACCUGACUAAUAGUAGUUUGUGCAAAGAGAAGAUUGCUGGCAUUGUAUCUGCUGCAUCAGUGCAGUGCACAUGUUAAAAUAAAGGUACGCUGUUCUUA
This is a messenger RNA of Struthio camelus australis, 3835 nucleotides long. The record is from RefSeq and is a predicted model, not a curated record. NCBI's taxonomy places the organism in Eukaryota, Metazoa, Chordata, Aves, Struthioniformes, Struthionidae.